Messenger RNA from Ctenocephalides felis (cat flea), 595 nucleotides. Its product is annotated as reticulon-4-interacting protein 1, mitochondrial-like. The record is from RefSeq and is a predicted model, not a curated record. The coding region runs from base 30 to 533 and encodes 167 amino acids. Gene Ontology annotation, cellular component: mitochondrion. The transcript has 3 exons. Lineage: Eukaryota; Metazoa; Arthropoda; Insecta; Siphonaptera; Pulicidae.
CAAGUCUUCCUUAUGGUGGUUUUAUUGCGAUGAAAGCACUCGAAGGUGCUAAUUUAAAUGAAGCCACUGCUAAAAAUAAAAGAAUAUUCAUUUUGGGUGGAAACUCUCCAGUUGGAUGCAUCCUUGGACAAUUACUACAAUCGUGGGGAGCUCACAUUACAGUAUCAUGUGCACCGAUUGGCAUAAAAGUCGCCAAAGCUUUAGGGGCUCAUGAUGUCAUAACAUUAAUUCCUGAAAAUGUAGACAGCAGUAUGGCAGAAGAUGAACUUCAGAAUAGCACUGAUUUAUUGUUAAAAGAAUUGCAUCUGAAUGAUCCAUUUGAUACGAUAUUUUUAACGGUGGAAUCAAAUAUGAAGCAUACGCAGUGGUUGAAUUUCAUAAAUAAGGAUGGAUGUAUUAUUAAUACUAUUGAGCCUGAAUUGUUGAGCGAUAGCUUUGGUUUAAUAUUGAGGACAAUAUAUUCUUUUGGUUUUUAUGCUAAACGGAUUAUUGAGGUAGGCGGUAGACAUUAUAAGAAACAUCAUGCAAUUUGAAUUUAUAAAAAUGAUUUUAAUUUUUAGCAUAUUUUUGGAAGACAAACGUUACCAGCAAACGU